GCCGCCUCACUGAACUCAGCCGUGAUUCACUCACUCAUUCACUCAUUCAUUCAUUCAUUGUCUGUGCAGCAGAACACACUGCUGUCAUCUGAACGUGUGUUUCUGUGGCUGUAGAAGGAGACGACAGAGAGAAUGGAGCCGUGCAGCAGAGACGGCGCGUGUGCGUGUGUGUGUGUGGACGUGGGCUCUGCUUCCGCCGCUGUGGUUGAACGGGACGCCGCUGAAUGAACACUUGCAGUCCGCUGGUGACUCCAUGACUUGAGAAACUCUGGUCGAAGUGAGCGGACAGAGGGAAAAGCGGCUUUUCAUGGGAAAUGAAUGUGACGGGGAAGCAGCAACCUGAGCUGAUCGAGCGAGCCGCCAGCCUUUUGGUCUCUUCUCCGACAAAAUCUGGAAUUGCUUUGCUGUACAAUGAGCAGACGAACAAUACCUAUGAUGUCUGCCUAAAACUGACCAGGGAGGUAUUAACCAUACAGAAGCUGGACGUGGUUUGCACGAGUGGAAGUGAAUCCCAAGUAAAUCACAGAACUGUUGUACUGCGAAGACAAGCCACUGGUGGUCUGGGCUUAAGCAUCAAAGGCGGCGCGGAACACAGCGUACCUGUGGUUAUUUCAAAGAUUUUCAAGGAUCAAGUCGCCGAUCAGACGGGGAAGCUGUUCGUGGGAGAUGCUGUGCUGCAGGUCAAUGGUAUAAAUGUAGAGCAUUGUACUCAUGAGGAAGUUGUUCACCUCUUGCGCACUGCGGGAGACGAGGUCACCGUCACCGUUCGCUAUCUGCGAGAAGUUCCAUCAUUUCUUAAACUGCCUCUAGGUUCUCCUGGCCUGUCCACCAACCCCAGCAGAGUGUCCUCCCCCCUCUUUGACAGCGGCUUACAUUUAAAUGGAAAUGGAAACAACACGGCUCCUUCACCCCCGUCGCCCACUGCAAAUGAACCAAAGUAUGAGAAGCGCUGGCUGGAUGCCGUCUCCCUGCCCCUGCUGAUGGCCAGAGUCUCCAGAUACAAAGGUGGCACAGAUAAAUUAAGGUCCAACUGUUUUGAGGUGUUCACCUUGGAUGGAGCCAACACCAAUAUUCUUCAGUUUUGCACUGCAGCAGAAAGCACAGACUGGCUCCAAGCAAUAUCUUCAAAUAUCAGCGACUUGACUCAAGAGAACAUAAAGGCCAUCAACACAUGCUGUGCUUCGGAGGAUCAGGUUGUUCACAUGGGCUGGGCGUGUCGGAGCCCAGCGGGCAACACUGCCGAUCCAACUGCAGCGUUCAAGUUCCUGGCUUUGAGAGGACCAUAUUUUUAUAUCUUCAGAAGUCCCCCGAUCAGUGCUGCUGACUGGGGACACGCCGAAACAACGUAUAACCUCUAUGAGGUUCUUUUCAAAGUUCACAAGCUGUGGAUGACAGAGGACUGCUGGCUCCAGGCGAGGCUCUACUUGGGGCUGGAACACUCACCGGAGCAGCAGGACCAUGAGUGUCUGUGCUUCAGCAUCCUGGUGGGCCACGGCCAGAGCCACACCUUCAGGGUUGAGCUGGCCACAGACCUGGCCGCCUGGGAGAAGACCUUCCAAAGAGCUGUGUUCUUGGAAGUGCAGCGGAUAAGAUCCAAAAGCUACAUGUGCAGCAGCCAGGGGAACGUGCAGUGCUUCACCAUCGACUUUGGACUGGGCUUCACUUGCUCCGAGGGCACUUCAAAGACCAUGCUGUGGCGAUAUAAGUUCUCUCAACUUAAAGGCUCCUCUGACGAUGGGAAAACCAGGGUAAAACUCCUUUUCAAGAAUGCUGAAAGCAAGCAGAUAGAAAUGAAGGAACUGGAGUUUGCUAAUCUGACAGCCGUCCUUCACUGCAUUCAUUCUUUUAUCGCUGCCAAAGUUGCCUCCAUGGACCCUCUCUUUAUGUGCAGUCAGAGCUUGCCUGGAAAUUACAUGAACAGCUAAGAAGACACGUCGUCGUCAUCAUGUGCACCUGCAGGCAAAUGAGCAGUAUGUUAUGCACAGAGCUAACUGAUAAGUAUAUCUUGUUCUUGCUAUUUUUGUAUCAACCACAGAAAAAAGGAAACAUUUGUAAAAGAGACUAGUACACAGUGUUUAAGUAAACACAGUCAGGAGGGACAGGAGUCCAACCUGUCACCCAUGUGACAAUAUGGUGCCACAAACUGCCAUAUGUCUGACAAUGUGACACAGAACAAGAAAAAUAACACUAACACACAGGAAUUGAAUUAAGUCCAGUCACUGACACCUCAAAUGAAACACAAGAAGCCUCACAGAGGCAUUUACUGCAGGGCCAUUUCAUUAGCGUGGCUGAAGUUGUACAAUGGUUGUGUUUUGGUAUCUACCUUAAAUAACAAAGCCCCAAAAUGCUCUUGUUUCAAAUCCUUUGGGCUAAUGAGGAAAUGGAAAAUGUGAUGUUUUUUAAAGAGCCAUAUCAUCUGCUACCAUUCAAUAGAGUUAACGAGGAAUGGUCUUUACUUCUGUAAUGUUUCACAGCCUGCUCACACACUGCUCAAGCACCAUUCUAUGCCAUUAUAUACUGUAUAUCUAUAUUUAUUCUUGACAUCAGCCAGUGGUUUUAGGAGGCAGCGACAGUAACUCCUACGUCAGACACUAACAUGUUCCUCUCCUGUUUCUGUCUGAUGAAGACAACAUAUAAGAUGAAGAUGUUCUCAUAUUGCAGGAUGAGUCUGCCGUCAUUAUGUGUCAUUUGCUGUAAAAUGAGAUCGUCUCCAGCAUAGCAACCCUUCAACUGAUAACAUGAGGUGAUCACAUGAAAUCCUCUUAUUUUAAGCAUCUUCACUUUCUUGUAAAGCCGUCUUAUGUGUUGAACUAGAUGAGCAAAGUUAAUUAUGUCACCUUGACAUCCAUUUUGACAUAGUGGACAAACGAGGUCACUACAAACUACAAGAAAAACAUUUGACCAUUACAUCACAAAAGAUAUGAAACGGCAUGAAAACUAACUAGAGUUUGAUUUUCUGCACAAGUCUUGUAAUUGAAUUCGUCCCCAAUUAAUCCCAAUGUAUUUGUGUGGGGAACCAAUAACACAUUUAUGGACAUAAUGUGCUCUCAAGUAAGUUAACACAUACUUUAUGUGCUGCUUUAUAACGAGCAGGAUCCCUUUAUAUCUUAUUGCCACUGGUAAAGAAACCCAUUUAAACAUGUGUUUAAACAGGUUUUUCACCACUGUUAAUGUGUUUAAUCCACAUUUACUCCCAGAACUCAACUGUCUAUGAGGAUUUUAUGAACGUAUGAGUGGACACAACACACGAGUGAACGUGCCAAGUUCUGCUUCACCUGCUUCACCUUUGGCAGCUGUGAUGCUCAUUAAUCUUCCAGCUGUCAGUAUUGAUGUUAGUUGUGGAACUUGUUUUUUAAGACUUGGGACAGAGAGCAAUAUUUUUAUUUACUUUAGUUCCAGUGUACCUGCUAAUUUAAGCGUGAAAGAGGCUUCCUGAUAAUUCUGAUCGACGUCUCAUCCUUCCUCAGACAUGCGUCAGAAACAGAAACAGAGUGAAACCGGAGCAAACCAUGUGAAAGGUGAAACGCCUCCUUCUCUGACUCAACACGAGCAUCAAAACAUAACAAACAAUGAGGUUGUUGUGCUGGUAUGUCAGUGUUAUUUCCUCUCUGUCCUGGAACCUCCUCACUCUUUGGUGACUCGUGCAUAAACGUUUCUGUCACUGGGUCACACAGGAUACAGGGAUAUUAAGAGCAAACUAUAAACUCAGAAUAUGUUAUCACAGCUCACCGCUGAGCUGAAGUUGACACGAUACUACCUUUGGCUUGUCUUUGUUUAAGGAAUAAAUAAACUCUGAUAUGAUGAA
Solea solea (common sole) is the source of this 3805-nucleotide messenger RNA. It is a transcript of the gene sntg2, whose product is annotated as syntrophin, gamma 2. The transcript is spliced from 17 exons. Gene Ontology annotation, molecular function: structural molecule activity; protein binding. Lineage: Eukaryota; Metazoa; Chordata; Actinopteri; Pleuronectiformes; Soleidae. The record is from RefSeq and is a predicted model, not a curated record. The coding region runs from base 315 to 1925 and encodes 536 amino acids. Gene Ontology annotation, cellular component: dystrophin-associated glycoprotein complex; intracellular anatomical structure.